UUGAAGACGCAUACCAAUUAUUCGGGCACCAAGGGACGAGCAGACAAGAAGAAACGAGAAGAAAAUUUAAAGAAAAAUGUAUAAAUUACUAGCAAUUUUUCUUGCAAUUGGUGCCAUUAACGUGGCUGUGGUACAAUCAAAAUCAACACUUAGGGUACAAGAUGUCGACGGAAAAAUAUUGAAAUUGUUUGGCAUUUCAAACGGUGGAACAAAUAAAGUCGAAAUCGAUGAUAUAGUAGAAGAAUUUGAAGAUUUAUCAGAUGAUAAAGUUUCCACAUUCGGACCGGCGUUCAUAAAGUUUGCUAAUUCAUUAUUUAAAGUAAAUGUAGCAAAAAAUGACAUCCAAUCCGACGUCUAUGACUUAGAAUUCAAUCCUCAGUCAAUUGCCAACUAUUUUGAUCGAUACGAUGGAAGUUUGACUUUGGAAAACGUCAUCGUUGUAAUCAUGAACGUUGUUCCGAGUCUUAAAGAAGCUCUCAGUUCAAGUGAAUCCAGUGCUACGACAACCCAACAAUCUACAAGUGUUUUUGUGAAAUUCGUGUCAUCAAGUCAGACAAUGACAAUUAAAUCCAUUGUGGCUGUUCUGAAACAAUUCUCAAAACAGGGUGUUAAAAAGUUUGGUCCGGUCUGUAUACAAAUCGCAAAAUUGUAUGGCUACACAAUUACUGAAAAAAAUAUACCAUCAAACGUUUAUAAGUUGUCAAUAAACAUUGAAACAAUUAUUAAUAAAUUUAACAAAUUAAGUGAACCCAUGAAUCCAAAAUCUUUUUUCAAAAUGUUUGGGAUUAACAUAAAUAUCAAAACCACAACCACACCAGCUCCAACAACUACUGCCAAAAGCUCCAUUUCAACUGCUUUUAGGAAUUUUGUUACAACAAGCAAUGAAGUGUACGUCGAGCUAGUAAAGUAUGGGCUUGAACAACAAUCAAGUUAUGGUGUUACAACCUUGGGUCCAUGCAUUAUCGAAAUGGGAAAAUUAUACGGUUUUGAACUAAGUGAAAAAGACAUACCGUCCAGCCUUAUCAACUUAAAAAUGAACUACACUAAAGUUUUUUCGACAUUGAACAGUAAAACCGAACCAGUGGAUGUCCUAGAUUUUUUCAAACUAUUUGGUAUCAAUUUCAAUUUCAGUGGUUCAACCACCACAGCAGCUCCAACUACCACCACUCAAAGCACUAUUUCAAAUGACUUUAGGAAUUUUGUAACGACAAGCAAUACAGUGUACGUUUCUGUGAUCAAGUACGUUCUUGAAAAGUAUUCAAGUCAAGGUGCUGAAACUUUCGCUGAUUGCCUUAUCGAAAUGGCCAAUUUGUUUGGAUAUGAAAUAUCCGAAGAAAGCAUACCAUUAAAGUUCUUCAAAGUAAAAGCAAACUACACAUCUAAGUUGGCUGCAGUGGAAGAUGAAACCGAAACAUUUGAUGUACAAUCUUUUUUCAAUAUCUUCGGCGUAACAAUUAAUUUCCCUUCAACCACAACCACACCAAUGCCGGAGGACAAUACCAUCGAUACGAACACUAUUUCAGCUGUUUUCAACAGUUUUAUCUCAUCAAACACUGAAGUAAAAGUCAUAUUGGUCGAGUAUUUGCUUCAGGAGUAUGCAAAUAAAGGUACUAAAACGUUCGGUUCAUUCUUUAUCGAUUGGGCCGAAUUGUGUGGAUUUAAUAUCGAUGAAGAAGACAUUCCAUCGAAUAUCUUUAACUUAAAGGUAGACUUCGCAGCCGUUUUGUCUAUAUUGAGGAACAAAUCCGGAACAGUCAGUGUCCAAAAUAUUUUUGAACUAUUAGAUAUCAUCAUAAACUCAAGCACACCAUCCACAACACCAAUUCCAGAUGAAAACACUAUUGAUACGACCACCGUUUCUACUGACUUCAAUAAUUUUAUUACGUCAAGUAAUAAAGUAUACGUUGCUUUGGUCGAGUAUGUACUCGAGAAGUAUUCGAUUCAAGGUGCUGAAACUUUUGGUCAAUGCCUUAUAGAAAUGGCCAAUUUAUUUGGAUACACAAUAUCUGAGGAAAGCGUAUUAUCGCGUAUCUUCAACUUACAAGUAAACUACACAUACAUAUUGUCCCAAGUGAACGAAGAAAACGAAACAUUCGAUGUAAAAGAUUUUUUCAAUUUAUUCGGACUCAAAUUCAUUCCAUCCAUAACCAAACCAAAUUCAGAGGACCAUACAAUUGAUACGACCAACAUUUCAACUGCUUUGGAGAAUGUUGUUACUUCAAGCACUAAAGUGAAAGUCAUUUUAGUAGAGUAUAUACUUCAAGAGUGCGUCAAUAAAGGUUUUGACACGUUCGGUUCAUUCUUCAUCAAAUGGGCUAAAUUGUGUGGAUUUGAGCUCACCGAGAAUGAUAUGCCUUCAAACAUUUUCAGCUUAGAAGUGGACCUUUCAGCCAUAUUGUCUAUCUUGAACAAUAAAAGCGGAUCAAUCGACGUUUCAUACCUUUGCCAGCUCUUUGGAAUCACCAUCAAAACACCUUCGUCAACUACAUCAAUUUCUACAGCCAUACCAAUUCUAGAGGACAACAUUAUUGAUUCAACCAAUAUUUCAAUUGAUUUCAAGAACUUUAUUACUUCAAAAACUGAAAUGGAGGUUAUAUUGAUCGAGUAUAUACUUCAAAAAUACUCGAAUAGAGGUUCUUCAACUGUGGGUCCAUUCAUUAUUGAAUGGGCAAAAUUGUGUGGAUUUGAACUCACCGAAAAAGUUAUACCUUCGAACAUUUUCAACUUACAAGUAGACUUCCCAUUCAUUUUGUCUAUUGUGAACGAAAAAAGGGGAUCAAUGAACAUUUCAUACCUCUGUAAACUCUUUGGAAUCACCAUUAUUUAUGAAAUACCUAAUACAGAUAUUAAUGUUCCGGAUACGGUUUCAAGCGAUUUUAAGAUUUUCAUUACCACCAAAGAAGCAAGCACUAUUAUUAUUAGGUAUAUAGUUGAAGGCCUGUGGAAAAAAGGCUCUACAAUUUUGGGUCCAUUCCUCAUCGAAUUCGCCGAUAUGUUUAGAAUUACAUUAACUCAAUAUGAUAUAUCAUCCAUCAUAUACAAUUGUCCAGUAACGAGCACAAUUAUUGAUGCUGUAUUAUAUCGGAUAUCACUGAUUGAAUAUAUCACAAUUGAAGACCUAUGCAAAUUAUUUGGAAUAACAAUUAUUUUCGACGGUAGUUCUACCAACACACCUGAUUGUGAAGGUGUAACAGAAACUCCCAAGGAAGUUUCGACUAGUGUUUCAGAACUAGCUACAGAUGUACCAAAAGAUGUAACAGAAACUCCCCAGGAAGUUUCGACUAGUGUUUCAGAACUAGCUACAGAUGCACCAAAAGAUGUAACAACAGAAACUCUUCAGGAAUUAUCCACAAACAAUAAUCAAACCGAAGUUCCUGCGGUGUCAACUCAAACGCCUGAAGAGUCGUCCACUGCAACUGUCUAUGUAGUAACCGUAACAGAAACCCCAGAUGAUGAAGACCCCUCCUACAGUAUUUUAUUGGACUUAGUUUCGACCGAUAAUGAAGUGAGCGUUAGUGAAAUUAAGGCUCUACUCCAAGAAAUACUAAAAGGCGGUAAUAAGACGUAUGCUAAUCUUCUUAUCAAUCUUGCUGAAAAAUAUGAAAUUCCAUUUGAGCAAAGUAAAAUGCCAGAAGACCUUUACAAGUAUAAUGCAGACUAUUCAGGUGCUCUUGCAGCACUGGAUGAAAAGAAUGGAUCACUUAAAAUGGAAGGACUCCUUGAACUAUUUGGAAUUAAAAUCCAUAAGUAGAUUUUGAUUUAAAGCUGUACUGAGACCUUUUUUAUUUCAGUCAAAUAAAGCAAAAGUGAUUUAAACAAA
Contarinia nasturtii (swede midge) is the source of this 3820-nucleotide messenger RNA. RefSeq lists its product as uncharacterized. The transcript is spliced from 4 exons. The coding region runs from base 77 to 3751 and encodes 1224 amino acids. Lineage: Eukaryota; Metazoa; Arthropoda; Insecta; Diptera; Cecidomyiidae. The record is from RefSeq and is a predicted model, not a curated record.